ACCCACCUGAAUCCUCUUCUCCUGACAACAUGUGUUGCAACUACGGGAACUCCUGCGGCUAUGGCUGCGGAUGCGGCUAUGGCUGUGGCUAUGGCUCAGGCUAUGGCUGUGGCUAUGGCUCAGGCUGUGGCUGUGGCUAUGGCGCCCGUUGUGGCUGGGGCUACGGCUCAGGCUGUGGCUGUGGCUAUGGCUCAGGAUGUGGCUGUGGCUAUGGCUCCCGUUGUGGCUGUGGCUAUGGCUCAGGCUAUGGCUGUGGCUAUGGCUCAGGAUGUGGCUGUGGCUACGGCUCAGGAUGUGGCUGGGGCUAUGGCUCCCGUUGUGGCUGUGGCUAUGGCUCCCGUUGUGGCUGUGGCUAUGGCUCAGGAUGGGGCUGUGGAAAAGGCUCCUGCUGUGGCUGUGGAUAUGGCUAUGGCUCUGGCUGCUGUGGCUACCGGCCAUUUUGCUACAGAAGAUGCUAUUCUUCUUGCUGCUAGGCCUUCGCUCUCCAAGCCCCAUUUGCUUCUGAAAUGGCACCACCAAAGCAACAGCUGAAGCAAGAAUCUGUACCCCAAGAAUUCUACAUCCAGGAAAUUGCAUGCUUGACAGAGGCUUUGACCCCCAGUGAACGUUUCUGAGGAUGGGAUCUUAAGGCUCCAGGCUGUGUGAU
Molecule: messenger RNA, 646 nt
Organism: Lutra lutra (Eurasian river otter)
Lineage: Eukaryota; Metazoa; Chordata; Mammalia; Carnivora; Mustelidae
Product: keratin-associated protein 6-2-like
Exons: 2
Coding region: 30-473 (147 amino acids)
Source: RefSeq, a predicted model, not a curated record